Messenger RNA from Insectozyma verbasci, 639 nucleotides. Lineage: Eukaryota; Fungi; Ascomycota; Pichiomycetes; Serinales; Debaryomycetaceae. The record is from the annotation of a GenBank genome assembly.
AUGGCUAGUGAUGAUGAUAAAAUGUACAUUUCAUAUAACAAUGUACACCAAUUAUGUCAAGAAAGCGCUGAUAAAAUUAAACAGUUCAAACCGGAUUUAAUUAUAGCUAUUGGUGGUGGUGGUUUUAUACCUGCUAGAAUGUUGAGAUCUUUUUUGAAAGAACCUGGUCAACCAAAUAUUAGAAUUAUGGCUAUUAUAUUAUCUUUAUAUGAAGAAAUUGAACAUGCUGGUGGUAUUGAAAAGCCUGGUACGCAAGUUAUUAGAACUCAAUGGAUUGAUUAUCAUCAAUCAAAAAUUGAUUUAGUCGAUAAAAAUAUUUUAAUUAUUGAUGAAGUUGAUGAUACAAGAACAACUUUACAUUAUGCUGUUAGUGAAUUGAAAAAAGAUGUUGAAUUACACGCAAAGGAAAAGGGGAAAGAUCCUAAAAAUACUAAAUUUGGUAUAUUUGUAUUACAUGAUAAACAAAAGGUUAAAAAAGCUGAUUUACCAAAAGAUAUAAUGGAUAAUAAUUAUUUCGCAGCUAGAACAGUACCUGAUUGUUGGAUUGCUUAUCCAUGGGAAUCAACUAAUAUAGUAUACCAUCAAAAGAAAGCUGAAGAACAAGGUAAUGAUGUAUUUUUAGAUUUAGAAGAUAAAUAG